GGGAGGAAACUCCACAGAAGGUAACCUCAACAUCAGCUCAAUAUGAGGAAAAGUGCUCUCAGGUUUCUCAUUCUCACAGUUCUCUACCAGGUGGCCUGUGGUCUCUUUGGGCAAAAUGUUUAUGUCCAACAAAGAAGUACUUGGUCAGAGGCCAGACAGUACUGCAGACAGCAUCACACUGAUCUGACUUCAGUCGACACCACGGAGGAAAUCAUAGCACUCCUCCUUGAAGCACAGAAGAAGGAUUUGGUGUUGCCUAAUAUGUGGAUCGGUCUCUACAAGGAUGUCAAUCACACAUGGAAGUGGUCAGGAGGGACAAAUAUAUCACACCAGUUCUGGCCAGGAUUGGCAGACAUAACUGAAGCUAACUUAUGUGUGGCAAUAGACCGAACACAAUGGAAACUAAAGGACUGUGAGAAGCAAAAAUUCCCUUUCUGGUGCUUCGAGAGCCAACUCGUUUUGGUGAAGGAAAACAAAACCUGGGAGGAGGCGAUGGAGCACUGUCGCCACCUGGACAAAGAACUGGUAAGUCUGCCCUCCAAAUCUGCUCUGAUUCAAGCCCUGCAGAGUAGCAGGACAGUCCAGACAGACCGCGUGUGGAUCGCCCUGCGCUACCUGGCUAACACUUGGCUGUGGAUGGAUGGCUCCACAGUGAAGGACAAGAUGUGGAAGCAAAGGAAGAGAUCACAGUGUCCCGACUGGCGUCACCACUGUGGGGCUCUUUCACAAGAGGAAGAGCAGUGGGACAGCUGGGACUGUGCAGACACGCUUAACUUUCUCUGCUAUUAAAAUGUGAGCGUCCUAAAACCUACUGUGCACCCUGCCAGGAACUGUGAGAAGAUUCCUGUACUACUACUACAAAGAAAUGUUAGAAUUUACUACUGCGUGUGUUUCUAGAUAUGUACAUUUCUAUAUAUUUUGUCCUCUAAAAUCCACACUUGAGCUGUUUUACUCAUCUAUGUCUUUACAGUCACAUGAAGUGGUGAGAUGAGUGUGAAGGGAUUUUAAUUCAUUUGUAACCCAUAUCAAAUAUAAAUUACAUAAUUUAAAUAGUUAUUUAUUCUGGACCCUUCCUUUCUGUCUUUGUUAUUUUAAUAUCUCUCCAAAGGUACUCAAACUGGACAUAUGUGCUUAUACUGAAUGCAAACAGUUACAAAAUAUUAAUUAAAAUCAACUUGUGUGUAUUUUUACUUCAACCCUUAGAAGCAUGAGAGGAUCACAAAUGACUCGGUGAGGUUGUUUUCUUGGAACAUCUUUGUAAUGAAAAGUUUUUACCUUUGCAUUUUCCAGCUAUUCCUCAAAAAACAUGUUUUUGACAUCACUGCAUUAAAAUUUUUAAGUUACCUUUUACACUUUUAAAGAAACUGUAUUUUUGUAUUACUACCCCAAGCUUGUUGUCAUUGAUAAUAUCAUACAAAAGAUGAUGAAGUACACAAACUUGGAGGGACGGAGAGCAGCAACAACUGGAGGAAAAGAGUGGAAAAAUGCCAACAAAAUGGUUGUGGACAUUCUUCUAUUGCUGUUCCGUGUAAUAUUUUUUAUUUUCAAUUAUCAAAAUGUUCAAAAUGUGUUAUAAAGUGAAAAAUAAGCAUAUUUCAAACACGAAAUCAUUCUUGUGUGGACAAAAAUAUAAUACAAACAAUAAUGCAAAUGACUAUUUUAAAAACACAUUGAUUCUUAUACGGGUCUUUUUUUACCUGUUUUUGAAGACUGUAGGGUCCAAUCACUGGAGCAUCUAAGGAUUAAAAGAGGCACAAAUAUCUGCUGAGUGGCUCACUGACUGAUAUGAUGCCUAUGUUGAAUUAUUUAGUCUGGUAUACUAUCCCAAAUGAAAGCUAAUCUCCUUCAUACAUUACAUCUCUACAGCAGAUCUUGUUCAAAUAAAAAAAAUUAAUUGGA
Messenger RNA from Amphiprion ocellaris (clown anemonefish), 1899 nucleotides. RefSeq names its product secretory phospholipase A2 receptor-like. The transcript has a single exon. The record is from RefSeq and is a predicted model, not a curated record. The coding region runs from base 43 to 789 and encodes 248 amino acids. Lineage: Eukaryota; Metazoa; Chordata; Actinopteri; Pomacentridae.